Molecule: messenger RNA, 4926 nt
Organism: Talaromyces stipitatus ATCC 10500
Lineage: Eukaryota; Fungi; Ascomycota; Eurotiomycetes; Eurotiales; Trichocomaceae
Product: fatty acid synthase subunit alpha, putative
Exons: 4
Coding region: 1-4926 (1641 amino acids)
Biological process (GO): long-chain fatty acid biosynthetic process
Cellular component (GO): fatty acid synthase complex
Molecular function (GO): 3-oxoacyl-[acyl-carrier-protein] reductase (NADPH) activity; fatty acid synthase activity; holo-[acyl-carrier-protein] synthase activity
Source: RefSeq, a predicted model, not a curated record
AUGCGUUCCGACGUUCGCAAAGAGCUGGGCUAUGCACUGUUGACGGAACUUCUGGCAUAUCAAUUUGCCUCUCCGGUGCGAUGGAUCGAAACCCAAGAUGUUGUACUCCAUCAACAGAAGUCUGAGCGAUUAGUCGAGAUCGGCCCGUCAGAGACCCUUCUUGGUAUGGCCAAGAAGACGGCGGCGACGAAAUACAAAGUUCACGACGCUGCGCUCGCCCUUCAACGCGAGUACUUGAGCUUUAAGAAGCAUGCAAAGGAACUUUAUUAUGAAUCAGGUGAAGGCGAUGACGUGUCCGACUCGCCUGACAAGUUGAAGCCCACCGAACCGACACCCUUAUCAACCCAGGCUGCAAAGGCUAUUGAACCUACCACAGUCGCCAAUGACGUUAAGUCAGACUCAUCCACACAGAAUGCACUAUCCACUGGUCGGGGCUCAAACAGCAUAGCGGAUAAGCCGCUAUCUGCCAUCGACAUCAUUGUCGCGCUGAUAGCACACAAGUUGAAAAAAUCAUGGAGGGAGCUCGACAGAAAGCAAACUAUCAAGCAGCUGGCUGGAGGCCGAUCGACACUAGAGAACGAGAUUGUGGGAGACCUGGGCGGUGAAUUUGGCUCCGUUCCGGACGCCCCUGAAAAUAUGGAGCUGAUUGAGCUGGCAGCAGUAAUUGAAACUCAGGGGAUGUGGUCCAAGUCGCUGGGCAAGACAACGCAGGCAAUGGUCAACCGGCUGAUGUCGUCCAAAAUGCCGUCUGGGUUGGGCUCGGGCCCUGUACGGGAUCACCUGCGCAGCAAGUGGGGUCUCCCGCCUAGCCGCCAAAGCGCCAUCUUGUUACGCGCCGUCGCCCAACAACCUGCGUCCCGUUUACCCGAUACAGCCGGCGCAUUGGCCUUCCUGGAUAACAUUGUGGCGGAGUAUGCCAGUGACGAGCAGCUCGAUCUGUCAAACACCAGUAGCCCGAGUGGUCAAGUUGGCACGAACACGAAUAUCGUUGUCGACCAAGCAGCCGUUGCCGCGCUGGCCAAGACCCAGGAUGAGAGGACAAACAGCAUUCUGGAGUUGUAUGCGAAGCAACUAGGACACGAUCUCCGAGCAGGAGAUAAGGCAGCAAGUAAGGCUCAGGAGACAAUCUCACAGCUUCAGGACGAGCUGCAAUUAUGGCUUUCCGAGCACGGGGAUAUCUAUGCCUCCGGUAUCAAACCAAUAUUUGCAGCCGAAAAAGCUCGCAAAUACGACUCUUUCUGGAACUGGGCACUACAAGAUUCCAUUGAUUUAUUUUACGGUCUUCUUUCCGGUCGCAUUGAUCUUACUGGGCGUGCCGUUGAGAUCAUGAUGGGUCGGAUCGCUCGGAGAUCGAAUCCAAAGCUUAUCCAGACGCUGAAAUAUUUCAAAAUCCUGCUCCCAGGCGUCGAAAACCCAAGGGCCCUAGACAUCGAAGACAUCCUUGGUCGAUUGAUAACUGCAUGUGAUUCGGGGUCCUCACCACAAUCUUUACAGACGCUUGCAAAUCGUCUUGUCAUCAGUGCUCCCAAGACCAUGAUUGACGGCCAAGGUCGAGUGCAAUAUGCUGAGGUACCACGUUCCGGUAUCGAAGCAACUCCGCCAGUAGAUUUGAAAACUCUGGGCUCACAGGGCUGGGAAACCCGUGCCGAUUUGACCCAAGCAUUCAUAGAGACACUUCGCCUUUCAGAUACACGACCCUUGUCAUUCCAGAAUGCGCAAGUCCUUGUUAUUGGUGCCGGGCGUGAGUCGAUCGGGACAGAGAUAGUCUGCGGUCUACUGAGAGGUGGUGCUAAAGUACUAGUCACGACCAGCAACUAUUCUUUGGCAACUACACAGCGCUAUCAACAGAUGUAUGCCAAGGAAGGAGCGAGUGGAUCUCAUCUCAUUGUUGUACCUUUCAAUCAAGCCAGCCAGCAAGACAUCGAGUCACUAGUCUCAUACAUAUACGACAGUGAAAAGGGCCUUGGUUGGGACCUUGAUCAUGUUAUCCCGUUUGCUGCCAUUCCCGAGGGAGGGAGAGAAAUUGACAGUAUUGAUUCGAAGUCGGAAUUAGCACAUCGCAUGAUGUUAACGAAUACAUUGAGACUCCUUGGAUCUAUCAAGCGCCAGAAGGAUAUGAGAGGUUUUGAUAGUCAUCCAGCCCAAGUUAUCUUGCCAUUAUCUCCUAACCACGGUGUGUUUGGCGGAGAUGGCCUUUACCCAGAGUCUAAAAUUGCUCUAGAGACCCUGUCGAAUCGAUGGAGAUCAGAGUCCUGGGGCAAUUACCUAUCGAUAUGUGGAGCAAUAAUUGGCUGGACUCGUGGAACAGGUCUAAUGAAUGCCAAUAAUUCUGUCGCCGAAGAUAUUGAGAAGCUAGGAGUGAGAACCUUUUCGCAGGUCGAAAUGGCCCAUUACAUUCUCAUCCUCAUGUCGCCACCAAUUGCUGCUGAGUCCGAGAUUACACCAGUCAGCGCAGAUUUAAGUGGGGGAAUGGGUCAUUUCCCAGACUUUAAGGGUGCAGUAAGCUCCAUUCGUCAACAUCAGAAGGAAGUCAGUGAGAUUCGAGAAGCCCUAGCAAAGGAAGAGGAGAUCGAACGUCUGUCCCUUACAAGGGAGCCGAUUGCGGGAUUGGUGGAAACCAGACAGCCCAAAGCGAGGAUUGAUAUGCAGUUCCCACGACUUCCUGACUACAAGGCUGAAAUUCUACCCCUUGCACGAGAUCUAAGAGGAAUGGUCGAUUUGGAGCGAGUAGUCGUGGUCACUGGCUUUUCUGAAGUUGGCCCAUACGGAAACUCUAGAACUAGAUGGGAGAUGGAAGCUUAUGGCGAAUUUUCCCUCGAAGGCUGUGUUGAGAUGGCUUGGAUGAUGGGUCUAAUAAAACAUCAUAACGGACCACUUAAUGGACGCGCACAUUACCAUGGCUGGAUCAUUGUGGAAACCAAAGAACCGAUCCAGGAUCUUGAUAUCAAGAAAAGAUUUGAACAGCAUAUCUUAAAUCACUCUGGAAUACGGCUUAUUGAACCGGAAAUCAAUGAUGGCUACAACCCAGAAAGAAAGAAAUUUCUCCAGGAAGUACUUCUUGAAGAUGACAUGGCUCCAUUUAAGGCAUCGAAAGAAGUAGCAGAGCAGCUUCAACUUGAGCACGGAGACAAAGUGGACGUCAUACCAGAUGGAGAAGACUUCACUAUUAGGUUGCUCAAGGGGGCUUGCUUAAUGAUACCCAAGGCCUUAAGAUUUGAUAGAGCGGUCGCUGGGCAGAUUCCGACGGGAUGGGAUGCUCGAACCUAUGGGUUUACGGAUGAUCUGAUCAACCAAGUAGAUCCUGUGACUCUAUAUGCGGUCAUAUCGACUGUUGAAGCCCUUCUUGGUGCAGGAAUCACUGAUCCCUUCGAGAUUUAUCGAUACUUGCAUGUAUCAGAGAUCGGAAACUGCAUUGGGUCCGGAUUGGGCGGCGUCAAAGCUUUACGAAAGCUUCAUAAAGAUCGCUUUGUUGAAAAGCAGGUCCAAAACGAUAUACUUCAAGAAUCUUUCAUCAACACAACAGCUGCCUGGAUUAAUAUGCUAUUGUUGUCUUCUACGGGUCCCCUUAGAACUCCUGUUGGCGCCUGCGCAACUUCUCUCGAAUCCCUUGAAUGCGGAUUUGAAUCAAUCGUAUCAGGGAAAGCCAAGAUGUGUUUGGUUGGUGGCUUUGAUGAUUUUUCCGAAGACGUUUCGUAUGAAUUUGCAAAGAUGAAGGCCACUGUUAGCAGCGAAGAGGAGAUUAAGAAAGGUCGCGACCCUCGAGAGAUGUCUAGACCAGCAGCUUCGACUCGCUCCGGCUUCAUGGAGUCCCAAGGCAGCGGAGUACAAAUAAUUACAUCUGCACAGCUUGCAUUGGAUAUGGGACUUCCUAUACAGGGAAUCAUUGCAUGGGUUGGCACUGCUAGUGAUAAGAUCGGGCGGUCGGUUCCUGCACCAGGGAGAGGCCUUUUGACUAAUGCGCGAGAAGCACCCUUGGCCAUACGCUCCCCAAUGCUUGAUAUCUCAUAUAGGAGACAGCGUCUUAUGAUCGCUCUUGAUCGCAUAGAAGAGCGUGUUGCUGACGAAAUCAGUGCUGCCGAGCAAGAGAAGGAGCUUCUCAAACGUGGUUCUCGUCCUUCAGCGCAACAGAGGCUUGAAGAGAUAACUCAACGCAUUCGCUACAUACGUCAGGAAGGUGUCCGUCAGCAAAAAGAUGUCUUGAACCAGUACGGAAAUCACUUUUGGAAAAAUGAUCCAGAGAUAUCGCCUCUCCGCGGAGCACUAGCAACAUGGAACUUGACCAUUGAUGACUUGGAUGUGGUAUCAUUCCACGGCACGUCCACGGUCCUAAAUGAGAAGAAUGAAGUGGACAUUGUCCAGAGGCAGCUAAAACACCUCGGAAGGACCAAAGGAAACCCUGCCCUUGGAGUAUUUCAAAAGUACCUUACGGGACAUUCUAAAGGUGCGGCUGGAGCGUGGAUGCUCAAUGGUGGCCUCCAGGUGCUUAAUAGCGGCUUAGUGCCAGGCAAUCGGAAUGCAGACAAUAUUGACUCGGCUCUUCAAAAUGACUACAUUGUAUAUCCGAGUCGUAGCAUUCAGACAACAGGAGUUAAAGCAUUUUCAGUGAUGUCCUUUGGCUUCGGUCAGAAGGGUGCUCAGGCACUGGGUGUGCAUCCAAAGUAUCUCUUCGCCACGCUGGAUGAAGCGACCUACGAAGGUUAUCGAGCGAGGUUACAGUUGCGCCAACAAAGAGCUGCUCAGUAUUUGCGUUCUGGAAUUGCAAACAACGCUCUCUUCACAGCCAAGGAAAAACCUCCGUAUCAUGACGCGGAGGAACACCAAGUCCUACUCGACCCAACCGCUCGAUUGAGCGAAGGAUCGAGCAAUAGUUUCACAUAUGGCAUGAACCUGGGAAAGGGGGACGAUAAAUUUGAUAAUGGAAUUUGA